UAAAUUUGGGCUAUUCGCUUAACUUUGACAUAUAGAAUUGGCCUAUUAUAGCCUGAAAACUGUUCAAUUUAAUAAAUGAAGCAAGAAGCCAUCACUACAUUUCCCAGAAUGCUUGCAGUGACGAGGGGAAGUGUCGUCUCAAAGGUACUUAAAUAAAGGAGCUGCAGCUCAAGCUGCUAAAAUAGACCAAUGCGGGAGGGUGAAACUGCUGUGGCCGCGAUGGGACCAGCGCAGAGAAAUGACAGUCUGUCUUGGAAUUGGGACUAAAUUAUACCCAAAGGACAGGGAUCGAGGAGGGAGCCUGGUUGGGUUAUCGGACAUUCCAUGUAUUCAAAUAGUUUUUUUAUUAGUUCAUCUACAAGAAGAUAUGGAUGCAAACGGAGAGGGGAAAGUUAACCUGGUUGCCUUUGAAUAUUUCCGGUGUUCAUUGUAACCCACGAUUAAAUAAAUACCUCGGGACGUUGUUGUGGAUUGUAUUGCUAUUUAAUGCAAUGGGCUGUAUCCAGAGUAUCAGGUGUAAGCCCAAGAGUUUCCGUGAAAGUGUCAUCGUUCUCGAAGUGAACUCCUCCAUUGACUCCACGCCAACCAGCAUCGACGAGUCAUCCAUCGUGGUUCUGCGCUAUCGGACACCGCACUUCCGAGCCUCUGCUCGGGUACUGGUGCCGCCCGUGGCCGGUAAAGAGACGUGGACCGUUGGCUGGAUUCAAACAUGUAACCACAUGGAGUUCUACAACAAAUAUGGAACCAAAGGGAUGUCGAGCUGGGAACUCCCUGACCUGCGGGAUGGCAAGAUCCAGGCCAUCAGCGACUCGGACGGCGUCAACUACCCAUGGUAUGGCAACACCACGGAGACGUGCACCAUCGUGGGCCCCACCAAGAAGGCCACCAAGUUCACGGUCAGCAUGAAUGACAACUUCUACCCCAGCGUUACGUGGGGCGUGCCUGUGAGCGACAGCAACCUGCCACAGCUCAGCAGCAUCCGCCGUGACCAGAGCUUCACCACCUGGCUGGUGGCCAUCAACCAGGCCACGGCCGAGACCCUGGUGAUGCAGACCAUCCGCUGGAGGAUGCAGCUCCACAUCGAGGUGGACCCGGACAAGCCCCUGGGCCAGAGGGCCACGCUGCGUGAGCCUGUGGCCCAGGAGCAGCCCCACGUCCUGGGCAAGAACGAGCCCAUUCCCCCCAAUGCCAUGGUCAAGCCCAACGCCAAUGACGCUCAAGUGCUCAUGUGGCGGCCAAAGACCGGGGACCCCAUCGUGGUCAUCCCGCCCAAAUACUGACUGACCUCAGGGGGUUAAACACUCCUCAUCUUCUCCCACUCCUCUACCUACUCCUCACUUUUCAUUUUCUCUCCCUUUACAUACUUUCCUUGUUUCUCCUUUAACCUUCCCUCAAGCUCCUUGCCUCUAUUUGCCUCUCUGUUUCUCUCCUCUCCUCUCCUCUCUUUUUUUGUAAGAACUGAGCAAGAGAGGGAGAGAGAGCGAGAGAGAGAGUGAAACAAGGACAAGAGCAGUUUGGAGAAAGAGGACACUCGUUGCCCAUAAGUGGGAGCUGGAGCUGGAGCUGACUUUAAAACUGGAGUGAACAAACUGCAACCAUUCUACCUUCAAACUGGGUCGGUUUCACUGUGCUAGAUGAAGUCAUUGCAAAAAUAUAUAUAUAUAUAUAUAUUUAACUUUGCUUUUUUGGGGGGG
Molecule: messenger RNA, 1694 nt
Organism: Coregonus clupeaformis (lake whitefish)
Lineage: Eukaryota; Metazoa; Chordata; Actinopteri; Salmoniformes; Salmonidae
Product: protein FAM78A-like
Exons: 3
Coding region: 372-1280 (302 amino acids)
Source: RefSeq, a predicted model, not a curated record